AGAAACACAAGUUUUUCCUACUCCCGGUCAGGAAGGCAGCAGGAGCUCGACAUGACAGCGAUUAUCGCCAAAUUCAUCCUGAAGUCUUUAUGCGACAACCACGGGAGUUUGGACUUCGGCAGCCUGAAUGCCAAGCUGGAGAAGAGUUUCACGGUGGCGGAGGAGAUUUUGCGGAAUGUUUUGUUCGACAGCGGGAGAGUCGCCAUCCACCCCAGUCCAGGCGCGAGCCGCAGCAUCGGCCCCGCCAGUCGGAUUGUCGCCAAAACUUCCCUCCGCUUGUGCCAGAGAAAGUUCGGCGACUGUCGCCUGUGUGACGGCCUCCAUCUGUGCCGCUACCUGGUCUGUGGAACCUGUGUAUUUGGAUCCAAGUGUAAGAACCAGCACGAAGUCCGCUCCGCCCACAACGUUGAGCUUCUGAGGAAGCAUGACCUACAAGACCUGACGGAUCAACAACUGUUCCAGCUGCUGCUACAAAACGACCCUUUUCUGCUUCCUGAGAUAUGCAACCACUACAACAAGGGGACCUGCAGCUUCAACGACUCCUGCACCAAACUACACGUGUGCCUGCAUCACGUCCAGGGCGACUGUAAGUUCGGCCCGUCCUGCAAGAGAAGCCAUCAGCUGGAUGUGUGGGGGAAUAAGGCUCUGCAGGGCUUCAGCCAGGAGAUGGCGCUUGUUAUUUACAGAAAUAAAAGCAUCAUCAGUCAGCAGGAGAGGACGGCCCCAGCAUCACCAGCAGUGAAGCCUGAAGUUAAACGCCCGCCUCAGCUGCCUGCUCCAGUGGCAUCACACAGCACCCCUGUGAUACCCUCCAACAGUGAAAAAACUGACAUUUGUCUUUACUUUAUCCGGAAAAACUGCAGCUACAAAGAGAAAUGUGUCCGCAUGCACUGGCACCUGCCCUACAGGUGGCAGGUGAUGGACGCGGAUGGCGGGAGCUGGAAGGACCUGUCCAAUAUGGAAGAGAUCGAGAAAGCCUACUGCGACCCCAAGCAUGACACGAGCAGCUGCGAAUCUCCCUCAUCCAUCACUCAGUUCAUGAGACUGCUGGCCAUCUCAAAUCCAGGUGUGCAGUCAGUUGACUUCAUCAGUAUGACGUUUCUGGGAUCGCCCGUCCGUCGCCUGUCCACGGCCUCAUCUGCCUCCAAGCCGCCUCACUUCGUUCUGACCACAGAGUGGGUGUGGUACUGGGAGGACGAUAGCGGCAGCUGGCUGGAGUAUGGACAGAGUGCUGAAGGCACCCCGACCACAGUGACGUCUGAAACCCUGGAGAAUCUUUACCUGACCGACCGGGAGUCUGCAGUUCCUUUCAGCACCAGCAGAUACUCCUACGUCCUCCAUUUCAAAGCCUCACCGAUGUGUCAGGAAAACCUGAGGUUUAAAACCAGACGAGAGGUCCGGAGGAGACCCCGCUUUGUUUCUGCCCAUGAUGUGGAGGUCAAGUUGAGGAGUCCUGGCAGCGGAUCGUCACACGGCUCCAACGCCGCUGACAGCUUCCCGCCACACUGGGACAGGACCAAUCAGCCUGAUGUUGGAUACAAGAUGGUACCUCUAGAGAGAAGGUCGAACGAAUUCAUCAUGAUACAGAAGUUGUUUUCAGUUACCAUGCAUCAGCACCGCAUCAACAGCAUCCACAGGAUCCAGAACCUGUCGCUGUGGGGGAUCUUUCACUGGCAGAGGGAGCAGAUGAAGCUGAGAAACGGCGGGAAGCCUGUGAACGAGCAGUACCUGUUUCAUGGGACGGACCAGGCGCUGGUUGAAGCCAUCUGCGAGCAGAACUUUGACUGGAGGAUGUGCGGCGUCCAUGGCACCUCGUAUGGAAAAGGGAGCUACUUUGCCCGAGACGCCUCCUACUCCAACAAAUACGCCCGAGCCAAGGGAGGAAGAAAGGUCAUGUUCGCAGCUCUGGUCCUCGUGGGGGAGAGCGCCAAAGGAAGCAGCCACUACCUACGCCCGCCCCCGAGAGGCAACAGCAACACACUGUACGACAGUUGCGUGGAUCAGAUGGUCAGUCCCAGCAUCUACGUCAUCUUCGAGAAGCAACAGAUCUACCCUCAGUACAUUAUUGACUACUCUUAGACAGUUUGCUCAUGAGCUGGUUCAUUCAUUCCUUCUAUACUGUUGUGAACAACGCUGCGACUGCAAUAACAUGGUCAUGCAACUUUAAUGAGGCUUCAGUCCUUUGGCCUCUCAACAGUUGUCUCCUAAUGUUGACUCAGGCUCCCAGUGGGAUAAACAGGCUGCAAAAAGUCAGUUAAAGUAAAAGCUUUUAUUACAUCCAUGUGUCCCGCACAAUCAAAUGUUCCCUCCUCAUCGUGACAAAUGAUUUAACAAGUAAUAUAGUUCACACACUUCAAUCAUCUGUGAAUCAUCAGCACACUGGAUUGCAAAACCCACCUCAUCCACUGAACUGAGGCCGGGUCGCAGGGGCAGCAGCCAGGGAAAGAGGCCCAGAAUUAGCAAAAUCAACAAUUAAAAUACCUUGGAAUUUGAUCAGUAACACACAUGAAAGACAGACAUUAUGAUCACUUGACACAUGAGGUAAACUGCUGCCUGACCCAGGCGACUAUUUCGGGUUAAGAUCAGAUGUUGAAAGUGGUCGACACUAGCAAAGCAGUAACCAUUAUUCAGCUUCUUCCUCCUGCUGGAACAGCUGUGCUAUGACAGGAGUGAGAGAUUGUUUUCAUGCUUGCUCUAUGUGCCAUUUUAUCCUAUUGAAAGUCACUUACUCCCCAAAAUAAUUUUGGAAUAUUGAGCACAAUUUCACCCUUGCCUUGAUUGUGAUGCAUUUUGCUGUUUAUGAGUGUAAAGAAGAAUGAGGUGUUCUGGGUCACACCAUGUUAGUUUUAAAGUCACUGGUCUAUUGGUGGAGUUCAAACUUUGCCUUCAGCGCCAUUUCUUCUCUGGAUCUUCACAUAAAUGCCAUCUUUGGGUCCCAGGGUGCUGGUCGACUUCAGCUCAAGCGGGACCUAAAAGAAGGAACAAAAAAAAAAAAGGAAAGAUGGUGCGUUCUAGUUACACAAAGCAGUUUGCUCUUCAUAUCAACUCUCAAAAAACUGAAACAUUCCAGGGAGGUUCAGAACAUCACACCAAAAGGAUGACCAACUAAGAGUAGACGGUUCUGAAAUAUUCAAGGUCACUGCCUGUUGUUCGAUUGCUUCUGCUGGAUUUAGUCGAGACUUUAACUUGCUGGUUUUGGGUGCUGGUACUCUGGAGAGUUCUGUAUUGACAUAUUUCCUUCAGCAUUUGCGGUACAGAAUCAGUGUUGAGUCAUCGUCUGUGGUACAUUAUGCUCAAUGUGAGCUUUGGCUCCCUCUAUGGGCUUAAUUGUGAACUGCACCUUUGAUGCGUAUAUUUUGAACAUUAAAACUCCUCUA
This is a messenger RNA of Synchiropus splendidus (mandarinfish), 3377 nucleotides long. It is a transcript of the gene parp12a, whose product is annotated as poly (ADP-ribose) polymerase family, member 12a. The transcript is spliced from 11 exons. Gene Ontology annotation, molecular function: metal ion binding; NAD+ poly-ADP-ribosyltransferase activity. The record is from RefSeq and is a predicted model, not a curated record. Bases 52 to 2079 code for a protein of 675 amino acids. Lineage: Eukaryota; Metazoa; Chordata; Actinopteri; Syngnathiformes; Callionymidae.